Caenorhabditis sp. 36 PRJEB53466 is the source of this 526-nucleotide messenger RNA. Lineage: Eukaryota; Metazoa; Nematoda; Chromadorea; Rhabditida; Rhabditidae. The record is from the annotation of a GenBank genome assembly.
AUGAAAUUGGUCAGAUUCCUGAUGAAGUUGUCUCACGAGACGGUCAACAUCGAGCUGAAGAAUGGAACUCAGGUGUCUGGUGCGUAUUUAAUUCUGAAUCCUUCCAAACAUUAACUUUUCCCUUUUUCAGGAACUAUCAUGGGAGUCGAUGUCGCCAUGAAUACCCAUCUCCGUGCCGUCACGAUGACAGUCAAAAACAAGGACCCCGUGAAGUUGGACACGCUGUCCAUCAGAGGUAAUUUUUCCAUCUUGCAUUUUUUGCAUAGUUCCAUUUUCAUGCUUCUAGGUAACAACAUCAGAUACAUCAUUCUCCCGGAUCCGCUGUCUCUUGAUACUCUUCUCAUCGACGACGAGCCGAGAAAGAAGGCCCGAGCUGCUCGUGCCGGAGGUAGAGUGUUUGUUUUGACGGUAUUCAGAUCUUUUCAUUUCAGCUUCUCGCGGGCGCGGACGCGGUGGAAUGCGCGGCGGAAGAGGUGGACGUGGUCGCGGACGCGGAGGACCACGUGGAGGCGGACCUCGUCGUUAG